AUGCUGGGUGACUCCUGCCGGGGCAGGAAUCCCUCCUACUACGGACUCCCAGCGCGGACUCCCACCGCGGGCUUCCCACGCACCUGCCGCUCGCCAAUCACAGCCUAUGAUGGUGAAGCCGGCCGGCGGGUCGGGGUUGGCGGAAGUCGUGUAGGCAAAGUGAACCUGCAGUGCAGGACAUCGGCGCGGUGCCGGGCGGGUGUACCGGAAUCGGACGCGGCGCUGUGGCUGUUCCUUCGCCGCAUUGUGGGCUCUGGAAAGAUGACUCGCUUCGCUCUGACCGUUGUACGACAUGGAGAAACCAGAUUUAACAAGGAGAAAAUAAUUCAAGGACAAGGAUUCGAUGAGCCUCUUUCAGAAACUGGAUUUAAACAAGCAGCAGCUGCUGGCCUAUUCCUCAGUAAUGUGAAGUUUACUCAUGUUUUUUCCAGUGAUCUCACAAGGACAAAACAGACCAUCCAUGGGAUUUUGGAGAAAAGUAACUUUUGCAAAGAUAUGACAGUAAAGUAUGACUCAAGACUUCGAGAAAGGAAAUAUGGGAUCGUAGAAGGCAAGGCGCUGGCUGAGCUAAGGGCAUUGGCCAAAGCAGCUGGGGAAGAAAUUCCCACAUUCACACCACCCGGAGGAGAGACGUUAGACCAGGUGAAAUUGCGUGGAAAAGAUUUUUUUGAAUUUCUCUGUCAACUGAUCCUGAAAGAAGCAGGUCAAAAAGAACGGUUUUCCCAAGGAGCACCAGGCAGCUCUCUGGAAACUGCUUUGGCAGAAAUAUUUCCUUUAGGAAAAAACUGUGGAACUGAAUUUAAUUCGGACUGUGGUGCCCCAGAAUUAGUAGCCAGUGUCUUAGUUGUGAGCCAUGGAGCUUAUAUGAGAAGCCUGUUUGGUUAUUUUCUGACUGACCUUAAGUGUUCCCUACCAACAACUCUAAGCAAACCCGAACUUUCAUCAGUCAGCCCCAAUACAGGGAUUAGUCUCUUUAUCAUAAACUUUGAGGAGGGAAAAGAUGUUAAACCAACAAUUCAGUGCGUUUGCAUGAACCUACAGGAUCAUCUACAUUGA
Orycteropus afer afer is the source of this 1056-nucleotide messenger RNA. Lineage: Eukaryota; Metazoa; Chordata; Mammalia; Tubulidentata; Orycteropodidae. The record is from RefSeq and is a predicted model, not a curated record.